UAGUUCAAGAGUCCUGGAAUCUUUUCACAUCCACCAUGAACACCUCUCACCUCCUGGCCUUGCUGCUCCCAAAAUCUCCACAAGGUGAAAACAGAAGCAAACCCCUGGGCAUCUCGUACAACUUCUCUGACCAUUGCCAGGAUUCCGUGGACAUGAUGGUCUUCAUCAUCACUUCCUACAGCAUUGAGACUGUCGUGGGGGUCCUGGGUAACCUCUGCCUGAUGUGUGUGACUGUGAGGCAGAAGGAAAAAGCCAACGUGACCAACCUGCUUAUCGCCAACCUGGCCUUCUCUGACUUCCUCAUGUGCCUCCUCUGCCAGCCGCUGACCGUCGUCUACACCAUCAUGGACUACUGGAUCUUUGGAGAGACCCUCUGCAAGAUGUCGGCUUUCAUCCAGUGCAUGUCGGUGACGGUCUCCAUCCUCUCGCUUGUCCUCGUGGCCCUGGAGAGGCAUCAGCUCAUCAUCAACCCAACAGGCUGGAAGCCCAGCAUCUCACAGGCCUACCUGGGGAUUGUGCUCAUCUGGGUCAUUGCCUGUGUCCUCUCCCUGCCCUUCCUGGCCAACAGCAUCCUGGAGAAUGUCUUCCACAAGAACCACUCCAAGGCACUGGAGUUCCUGGCGGAUAAGGUGGUCUGUACCGAGUCCUGGCCACUGGCUCACCACCGCACCAUCUACACCACCUUCCUGCUCCUCUUCCAGUACUGCCUCCCACUGGGUUUCAUCCUGGUCUGUUAUGCACGCAUCUACCGGCGCCUGCAGAGGCAGGGGCGCGUGUUUCACAAGGGCACCUACAGCUUGCGAGCUGGGCACAUGAAGCAGGUCAAUGUGGUGCUGGUGGUGAUGGUGGUGGCCUUCGCCGUGCUCUGGCUGCCUCUGCAUGUGUUCAACAGCCUGGAAGACUGGCACCAUGAGGCCAUCCCCAUCUGCCAUGGGAACCUCAUCUUCUUGGUGUGCCACUUGCUUGCCAUGGCCUCCACCUGCAUCAACCCAUUCAUCUAUGGCUUUCUCAAUACCAACUUCAAGAAGGAGAUCAAGGCCCUGGUGCUGACUUGCCAGCAGAGGGCCCCCCUGGAGGAGUCGGAGCAUCUGCCCCUGUCCACAGUACAUACGGAAGUCUCCAAAGAGUCCCUGAGGCUAAGUGGCAGGUCCAAUCCCAUUUAA
Molecule: messenger RNA, 1163 nt
Organism: Symphalangus syndactylus (siamang)
Lineage: Eukaryota; Metazoa; Chordata; Mammalia; Primates; Hylobatidae
Product: neuropeptide Y receptor type 4-2-like
Biological process (GO): G protein-coupled receptor signaling pathway
Cellular component (GO): neuron projection; plasma membrane
Molecular function (GO): neuropeptide binding; pancreatic polypeptide receptor activity
Source: RefSeq, a predicted model, not a curated record